This is a messenger RNA of Equus caballus (horse), 1413 nucleotides long. RefSeq names its product protein phosphatase 4 catalytic subunit (gene PPP4C). Gene Ontology annotation, molecular function: protein serine/threonine phosphatase activity. Lineage: Eukaryota; Metazoa; Chordata; Mammalia; Perissodactyla; Equidae. Gene Ontology annotation, biological process: double-strand break repair via homologous recombination. The record is from RefSeq and is a predicted model, not a curated record. Gene Ontology annotation, cellular component: nucleus; cytoplasm.
CACGUCCGGCGCGCGGCGGAACUGGCCUCACUUUGCUUCCGCGGCGGGGCCGGAAGUAGGAGCGGCGGUGGCGGUGGUCCAAAUCGGAGGGAAGGAGGAAAGCAGGGAGCCCGAGAGCGGGCGCCGCAGUCGCAGGGGCGGAGACCCCUGUGCGGUGCGGAGGGGGCGGUGGCCCCGGCUCUGACCCGCGCCGGGGGGGGCCAUGGCGGAGAUCAGCGACCUGGACCGGCAGAUCGAGCAGCUGCGGCGCUGCGAGCUCAUCAAGGAGAGCGAAGUUAAGGCCCUGUGCGCUAAGGCCAGAGAGAUCUUGGUAGAGGAAAGCAACGUGCAGAGGGUGGACUCGCCAGUCACAGUAUGUGGUGACAUCCAUGGACAAUUCUAUGACCUCAAGGAGCUGUUCAGAGUGGGAGGUGAUGUCCCUGAGACCAACUACCUCUUCAUGGGGGACUUUGUGGAUCGUGGUUUCUAUAGCGUCGAAACGUUCCUCCUGCUGCUGGCUCUUAAGGUUCGCUAUCCUGACCGCAUCACCCUGAUCCGGGGCAACCAUGAGAGCCGUCAGAUCACUCAGGUCUACGGCUUCUAUGAUGAGUGUCUACGCAAAUAUGGCUCGGUGACGGUGUGGCGCUACUGCACUGAGAUCUUUGACUACCUCAGCCUCUCGGCCAUCAUCGAUGGCAAGAUCUUUUGCGUGCAUGGGGGUCUCUCCCCGUCCAUCCAGACCCUGGACCAGAUCCGGACAAUUGACCGAAAGCAAGAGGUGCCUCAUGACGGGCCCAUGUGUGAUCUGCUCUGGUCCGACCCUGAAGACACAACUGGCUGGGGUGUGAGCCCCCGGGGGGCUGGCUACUUAUUUGGCAGUGACGUGGUAGCCCAGUUCAAUGCAGCCAACGACAUUGACAUGAUCUGCCGUGCCCACCAACUGGUGAUGGAAGGUUACAAGUGGCACUUCAAUGAGACUGUGCUCACGGUGUGGUCGGCACCCAACUAUUGCUACCGCUGUGGGAAUGUGGCUGCCAUCUUGGAGCUGGACGAGCAUCUCCAGAAAGAUUUCAUCAUCUUCGAGGCUGCUCCCCAAGAGACACGGGGCAUCCCCUCCAAGAAGCCCGUGGCCGACUACUUCCUCUGACCCCUUUGGCCCCUGUCCCCCUCCAGCCCCUCUGGCCUUUGGACCACUGUGACUCUGCCCUCUUCUCCAGACAGAGGCUGGGCAUGGAGGGGUGCUGUCCCCGGCUCUGCUCUCGCCCUAAAGAGGGCACUUCGAGGGUGAGGACUUUCUCUGAAGAGGCUUGGAGCUUCAGUUCCAUGCUCCUCCUCUCCUUUCUCCCCAGUUGAACUAUGAAGUUUCCAAUAAUUUUUUUUCGUUUUUGUUUUUAGAUAAAAAUUUUGAGAAAAAGAAAAGAAAAAAAUUCUAAU